This is a messenger RNA of Lindgomyces ingoldianus, 1110 nucleotides long. RefSeq lists its product as uncharacterized. The transcript has a single exon. Lineage: Eukaryota; Fungi; Ascomycota; Dothideomycetes; Pleosporales; Lindgomycetaceae. The record is from RefSeq and is a predicted model, not a curated record. Gene Ontology annotation, cellular component: cytoplasm; protein kinase CK2 complex. Bases 1 to 1110 code for a protein of 369 amino acids. Gene Ontology annotation, molecular function: protein kinase regulator activity.
AUGUCUUCCUCGUCACAGGUCACCGAGUCAUGGAUAUCGUCAUUCUGCGGCCUUCUGGGUCACGAAUACUUCGCCGAGGUCCCUGAAGACUUCAUCGAGGACGACUUCAAUCUCACGGGUCUGCAGUCACAGGUGCCUAUGUACAAGGAGGCACUAGAAAUGAUAUUAGAUGUGGAACCGGAAGAUGACGAGGACGAGGAGGACGAAGAAGAAGAGGAUGAAGAGGAUGACGAGAUCCUGGGUGACGAGAGGCCGACUGGAUAUCGGAGGGCAAGCGACCGAAGGCAUCUGAGGAUAGCAUCAGAUCUCAGCGUGAUAGAGAGCUCUGCCGAACUAUUGUAUGGAUUGAUACACCAGCGCUACAUCACAUCUCGGCCCGGCAUUCAGCAAAUGUCGGAGAAAUACGAGAUGCAACACUUCGGCACGUGCCCACGCGUUUACUGCAGUUCGUGCAAGGUCCUGCCAGUCGGGCUCAACGAUACCCCAGGCCAUGAAACGGUCAAACUGUUCUGUCCAUCCUGUCUAGAUGUCUACACACCACCAAAUUCCCGCUUUCAAACUGUUGAUGGGGCCUUCUUCGGAACGACAUUUGGAUCCCUCUUCUUCAUGACCUUCACAGAUCUCGAUAUCGGCGGCUCCCGCACAUCAUCUGCCGGCGCGGCCGACGCCCUUCUCGCCAUUCAAGCCGCAAACGCAGAGGCCAAGGCCCGGAAUUCCUCUACCACACCUGCUAAUGUCACUUCCAUCAACGGCGUUGCGCCGCACAACCUUGCGCCUGGCCUUGGCCCAGGAAAUAUCUACGAACCUCGCAUAUACGGCUUUAGGGUUAGCGAACGAGCAAGGUCAGGACCCCGAAUGAAGUGGCUGAGGAUGCGGCCAGCGGAUAUUACGGACCUAGAUGAGACGAGGAGAUAUUGGGAGGAACAUGGUGCCGAGGAUGUCGACAGGCCAGAUGACGACGAUAUGAAUAUGGUGGAUGUAGCAGCAGAUGGAAAGGGCUUCCAGGUCGAUAGGAGGAAGAGGGUUGUUGGUAGGAGGAGACGAGCGAACGGUUCAGGGAAUGGAGAAGGGAGUCCGAUGGACACUAACGGCGUGGGCGGUGCUGUGUAG